This is a messenger RNA of Microthlaspi erraticum, 405 nucleotides long. The record is from the annotation of a GenBank genome assembly. Lineage: Eukaryota; Viridiplantae; Streptophyta; Magnoliopsida; Brassicales; Brassicaceae.
AUGGCAUACGGCAUCGAAGCCGUAAUCCCAGCUGAAAUCAAAGUCACAAGCCUUCGACGAGACCACAGUCCCAACAGCCCAGAACUCAACGAAGACAUGCUAAGGGACAGAUUGGACCUAAUCGAAGAGAAGCGAGAUCAAGCCCUGGUCUGUAUCCAGAAUUAUCAAAACACAGUAACUCGCUAUUAUAAUUCUAACGUCAAACAGCAAAGAUUCAAAGUGAACGACCUAGUCUUACGAAAAAUCUUCAAAGAUCCGGGAGGAAAACUCCGACCACCCUGGAACAGCCCCUUCCGUAUAACAGAAGUAGUACGCGACGGCAUCUACAAGCUCUACGAUUACGUGAAGAAGGUACACGAACCGCAUCCCUGGAACGCAGCCAACCUAAAACGAUAUUACUACUGA